This is a messenger RNA of Arabidopsis lyrata subsp. lyrata, 2284 nucleotides long. RefSeq names its product probable mannan synthase 3. Gene Ontology annotation, molecular function: mannan synthase activity. The coding region runs from base 470 to 2134 and encodes 554 amino acids. The transcript is spliced from 8 exons. Lineage: Eukaryota; Viridiplantae; Streptophyta; Magnoliopsida; Brassicales; Brassicaceae. Gene Ontology annotation, cellular component: Golgi apparatus. The record is from RefSeq and is a predicted model, not a curated record.
UCAUUAGAGAAUUAACAAAGUUUUGAAGCAGAGGAGGAAUGUUCAAUGUUAGAAAAAUAGGACCAAAAGUCAACAUCACUUUUAACAAAAAAAAAAAAAAAAAAAAAAACGAGUACAACUGUAACAUUUACUUCGACUUUAUCUACGAGAGGAUUGAGCAAGUGGGAUGCAAUUGACUAAAGAUGCAUCACAAACCAACACAAAUCAUAGCUCAUAGUUAUAAUAUAUAAGACUAAUCAUUUCCUUUUCUCUUAGAGUUGUUUAGUUUUAGACUAUAAUAAUAAGAGAUGAGAGAAUGUGAUGCUAGUAACUCUUAUUUAAAUGAGGAAUAUAAACAAGAUCUGGUCCUGACAUUGUUAUGAAUCUUCAAAUUCAGGACACAAACUAAGAUCUCUAGUAGAAGAGAAGAAACAUUUCCUCCAUGUUUAAGUUUUGAGAUUCUGGAGAGUUUCAAGUCCUGUGGAGAAAAAUGUCACCAUUGAUGAAGUUCUUUCUCUUUCUCUAUGAUUAUCUUUCACCUUCCUCUUGGUUUCUGGUCCAAAGACACAACUUAGCAGCAUUAUCAGAUACUACAGAUGAUGUUGUGAGAAGUGGCAUAAUUGGAGAGAUUAUAUACAUUUGGAAGCAGACAAGAAUCUUUGUCUUUAUACCAAUCUUGAAAUGUUUAGUGACAAUAUGUUUGGUCAUGUCCCUUUUGUUGUUCAUAGAAAGAGUUUAUAUGAGCAUAGUUGUAGUGUUUGUGAAAUUACUUAGAAGAACACCUGAGAAAGUACACAAAUGGGAAGCUAUAAACGACGAUGAUCUUGAGCUGGCCAACACAAACUACCCAAUGGUUCUCAUUCAGAUCCCAAUGUACAAUGAAAAAGAGGUUUGUCAGUUGUCUAUAGGAGCAGCAUGUAGACUUUCUUGGCCAUUGGAUCGAAUGAUAAUUCAAGUUCUUGAUGAUUCCACAGAUCCAGCUAGUAAGGAAUUGGUGAAUGCGGAAUGCGAUAAAUGGGCGAGAAAAGGUAUAAACAUAAUGUCAGAGAUUCGAGACAACAGAAUCGGAUACAAAGCAGGAGCAUUAAAGGCAGGAAUGAUGCACAACUAUGUGAAACAAUGCGAGUUUGUCGCCAUUUUCGAUGCUGAUUUUCAGCCUGAUCCUGACUUUCUUGAACGAACCAUUCCUUUUCUUAUUCACAACCAUGAAAUCUCUCUGGUCCAAUGCCGUUGGAAGUUUGUGAAUGCAAACGAGUGCUUAAUGACAAGAAUGCAAGAGAUGUCACUAAACUACCAUUUUGUGGCUGAGCAAGAAUCUGGAUCGUCAAUCCAUGCUUUCUUUGGAUUCAAUGGAACCGCAGGUGUUUGGAGAAUCGCAGCUUUAAACGAAGCUGGAGGAUGGAAAGAUCGAACAACCGUAGAAGACAUGGAUUUAGCUGUAAGAGCUUGUCUUCAUGGUUGGAAAUUUGUCUAUGUCCAUGACGUCGAGGUGAAAAAUGAAUUGCCAAGUACAUUCAAAGCAUACCGGUUUCAGCAACAUAGAUGGUCUUGUGGACCAGCUAAUUUGUGGAGGAAGAUGACAAUGGAAAUCUUACAGAACAAGAAAGUGUCGGCGUGGAAGAAAUUGUAUCUCAUAUACAAUUUCUUCUUCAUAAGGAAGAUUGUAGUACACAUCUUCACAUUUGUCUUCUACUGUCUGAUUUUACCAACAACUGUGCUAUUCCCUGAGCUCCAAGUUCCUAAAUGGGCAACUGUUUAUUUUCCUACUACAAUCACUAUCCUUAACGCAAUCGCAACACCUCGAUCACUCCAUCUUCUAGUCUUUUGGAUCUUAUUCGAGAAUGUAAUGUCGAUGCAUCGCACAAAAGCGACUUUCAUCGGUUUACUAGAGGCAGGACGGGUUAACGAAUGGGUUGUUACUGAAAAAUUAGGUGACACCCUCAAGUCUAAGUUAAUAGCUACAACUAAGCUUUAUACCAGAUUUGGACAAAGAAUCAACUGGAGAGAACUCGUUGUUGGAUUAUAUAUAUUCUUCUGCGGAUGCUACGAUUUCGCGUAUGGAGGAUCAUACUUCUAUGUCUAUCUGUUUUUACAGUCUUGUGCAUUUUUUGUUGCUGGAGUUGGUUAUAUUGGCACAUUUGUUCCAUCUGUUUAGAUUAGACUUUUGUAUUUGAGAGCAAAUGUGUUUUUGCUAUUGAUUAGACCCAAUUAGAGAUUGGAUCUUGGUUAAACCAAGUUAACUCUUCCAAUAUUCAUACUCAAAAGUGUAUUUCUUAUGUUGUUAUAAUCCAAAAACGUGCUUAUC